This is a messenger RNA of Nelumbo nucifera (sacred lotus), 4181 nucleotides long. NCBI's taxonomy places the organism in Eukaryota, Viridiplantae, Streptophyta, Magnoliopsida, Proteales, Nelumbonaceae. The record is from RefSeq and is a predicted model, not a curated record.
GAAUAUUAAUUUUCAAUAUCCAUCGGAUAUCGAAUCGAAUUCGGAUAUCGGAUUUUCUAAUUAGAUUCACAUUCGGAUAUUACCUGAUUCGAAAUUCGAUCCGUUUACACCCCUAUAUUUCACUAUGUAAAAUUGCAAUAAGAAGAUGGGGUUCUGAGCCUUUGCUUGUAAUGCAAACAAUGCCUGCAUGGAGUCAUUGUUUACUAGUAUUUCAUUAUCUAAAAUUGCAAUAAGAAGAUGGGGUUUUGAGCCUUUGCUUGUAAUGCAAACAAUGCCUCCAUGGGUCUAGGUGGUUAGGUAUAUUUUGGCAUUGAAGCUGUAUUACAGAGUAGUCUCUGAUUUCUUCUUGGUGGCUUUUAUUAUGGACACUGCAUAAACAAUCCCAUUGCCCAAUGUUGGUCCCAGUUAUUUGGGGUCUUGGGAGGGGUGGACUGGGAUACAAUCCUAACCUUUGGCUUUGCACAAAGUGGUUGCUCUCAAACUCGAACCUGCAUUCUCACACUUGACAACCUGAGAUUUUACCAUUACACCAAGUAAUAGUCCCUAUUACGGACACUGCAUGCAUUUACAAAAUUAGUGGGUUUUAAUCUAGAUAUUAUCAAGAUAAAAUCAGAUAUAAUAAUGUAAAAGUAUGGGUUUUAAGGUUUCUUGUAACAAAGGUUGCAAUAGUGCAAUGUAAGGUUGGCCAUGUGUAUGCAAUAUUGAAUAUAAAUGUAUGAAAUUAUAUGGGAGCUUGUUUACAAAAUACCAAAAUCUAUAUAUUGAUUACAUUCUCUUAGAAGAACAGACAUGCCAUGUGAAGGUUAACAUUGAAAAGCAAUGGAAAUUUAUUAGCUUUCUCUCCUUGAUAAACUCAUUUGCACACUGUAUAAUGUCUCAUAAUAUUUUGCCUUUUCUUACCUCAAUUACCAUGUUUGAAGAACUUGUCUUACUUUAAAGUCCUUGUUUCCAUCGUAUACCUAUCCCUUGGGAAUCUUGAAUUCCUUGUUAAAUCAAAUUUUGCUUCACUUUGGAAAUAGAUCCAAAUGGCAGAAUCUGGGAUCUUGUGGAAUUGGUUUCCUGGUUCCCUCUUCCAAUUCCAUUUCCAGCAGAAUCCAAACACAUUGUAGGUAUUUGAGGAGUAUCAUUGGUCAAAUAACUAUUAUUAUUCUUUGCACUCAAAGUAAUCAAGAGGAAAAAUUAUCAUUUGAAGACCAACAACCAUGUUCUGUCCUGAAUAGUGUUAUACCAUAUUGUUGGGAUGCUGCAUUUUGAUUCUCAGCUCUGAAUGAUCAUGAAGCAGUCAAUGUUAGUUAGCACCUUCUUUUUGAUAAUUUUAUUAGCAUGGAUUUGUUUUUUUGCAAGAGAAACAUUUAUGAACCGAUGCAUUCAAUUUUUUUGAAAUCUUUAGUUCAUAGCUUUAUAAUAAUUCAGCAGGAAAAUCCAGAGCCAUUUGUUAUAGGAAAGGCGGAGUUUUACUUUACCUUCUUAAAAAAAUCACUUUUGCCCCUCCAUCUUCAGAUUUAAAAGACCUUAGCUUCAGAAAUUUAUCUGAUCAUUUUAGUGAUUUAUGUUUGUAUCAGUAAAUGGUGAUAAGUUGUAUAUUACCGGAGCAGAGCCCCUUGCCUUUACUUUUUAUUUAGAUAAUAUCAUCUUUACCUAUCAAAAAUAAUAUUGUUCCUUGAAGGCCAGCAACCAUGGUAUGUUUUGGAUGGUGCUAUAAGCCUAUAAUGUAUUCUACAGGCUUCUGAAUUUUCGGUUUCAGCUUUUCAUACUUAAAUUGAUAAAAAGUACUCUGUUUAUAUUGAGAAAAAAGGUACCCUAUGUUUAGUAACACUUUUUUUCUGUUAAUAAAUUUGUUAUUGGAUCUGGUUGUUGUUUUACAAGAUAUUUAUGAAUCAAUAUGUUCAACUUCCUGAAAUCUUGUAUUGCACAAGAAUUGACAAGUGAUAAUCAGAAAGCUUGAAAAACUUCUGGUUAGGUUGGAGUUAUUUGCCUUUUCUGGGAUAAUGUGGUUUAGGUCUUUUACUUUUUAUAAAACAGCAAUGACUUUAUAAGGAUUAUCUCUUUAUGAAGUCAUUAAGAAUCUAAACUGUUUUGGCUUGUUAAGUUGUAAAUAGGUUGGAGUUAUUUGCCUUUUCUGGGAUAAUGUGGUUUAGGUCUUUUACUUUUUGAGUUAAGUGGAUCCUUCAAAGGGCAAUAAUAUGAUAAAUGAAGGAAAAAUUAUAGAACAUCAAUGGCUUUAUAAGGAUUAUCUCUUUAUAAAGUCAUUAAGAAUCUAUACUGUUUUGGCUUGUUGAGUUGUAAAUAAGAAAUUCCAUUUGUAAAGCUGAUAAAGAAUUCCAUUUGUAAAUAGUCAUUGAUAAAUCUACUGGUAUUGAGUUGCUUUUUGAGUUAUGUGGUACUUUGUUUGCACUUACAUUGUAAUGGAUAACGUUACCAUUUGAUUCUCUUUGGCAUAUGGAUCUUCAUUAAAUGGGAUGGAUCAAAUUUCCCAUAUUCAAUCACGACGAUAUUUACUUCUCUUUUAUGUGUUUUUGUGUUUCAGUUCUAGUUGUUAUUAUGUAAAUACACAAGAUUUAAGUUUACUUAAAAGAUGAAGAAUAUUUUGAGGGGUGACUUUUGAAUUUUGAUUGUAGUUUGAAUGGGACUUCCUGUAUAUAUAUUGUUUGUAUGGAUGAAUAUAUUUAUGUUAUCAAUGAGCUGGACAAUUAGAAUGGGAAUGUGAUUGCUCCUAGAUACCAUACUCGAGAUGGUCACAUAUAAGGAUUUCUCGCUUCAUUAACUAUAAAUGGAUGGUAAUAGGAUGGACUCAUCUGUAUCGCCACUAUGCCAGAAGAGAGCAAUGGUGGAAGAUUGUGAAGAAGAGGAAAGGCAUGAGAAAAUCUUUGUGAGUUCCAUUAUGCUUCUAACGACAAUGGCAGCAUGGUACCAUCGGAAGUCUAUUGUGAAAGAAAUGCCAGCUGACAAGGCUGAAAAGAAUGUUGAAAGGCAGUCUGUUUUUGAGACUUUAUUUUCAGAAACAUAUUGCAUGGAGCAAUUACAUAUUUCAAAGCAAAGCUUCUUAAAGCUGUGUACAAUCUUAUGUGAAAAGGGUGGAUUGGUUGAGACAAAAAAUGUCCCAGUAAAAGAAGCUGUUGCAAUGUUCCUGCAUAUCCUUGCACAAAAUCUGAAGUAUAGGUUGAUUAAGGUUACUUAUUGUCGUUCAGUUGAAACAAUAAGCAGGCAAUUCAAUAGAGUGUUACGAGCUGUGAUGAAACUAAGCAAGGAUUUUUUGAGAUCGUAUGAACCAAAACUUCAAGGCCAGGAGGCUGAAAAAUGGAAAUGGUUUGAGGGUUGCCUUGGAGCAUUGGGCAGGACAUUUAUCCCAUUAAAUGUUCCUUUGGAAGACCGAUCUAGAUAUAGGAAUAAAAAAGGUGAAAUUUCCACAAAUGUCUUGGUAGUUUGUUCUCCAGAGAUGAAGAUCAUGUAUGUAUUGCCUGGGUGGGAGGGAUCUGCUUCAGACUCUCAAGUAUUACAAGAUGCCUUGACAAGACGCGACCACCUUCAUGUUCCAUCUGAUAAAUAUUUCCUUGCGGAUGUGAUAUAUGCAAAUGGGCCUGGAUUUUUAGCUCCUUAUCAAGGGACACGGUAUGACUUGAAAGAAUGGGCUGGAAACGUUCCUACAAAUUAUAAAGAGUUGUUCAAUCUUCGGCACUCAACUGCAAUGAAUGUAAUUGAAAGAACAUUUAAGCUUCUGAAAAGGCGGUGGGGUAUAUUGCAGACAACAUCUUUCUUUGAUUUGAAGACUCAAAUUAGGAUCAUUAGUGCUUGUUGUAUCCUUCAUAAUUUCAUACUAGAUGAGCAGCCAGAUGAUCUAUUAUUACAAGAUAUUGAUCAUGAGUUAGAAGCUGAGCUGGUUCCUAAAAAUGCAGAUGAACCUGGCGAUGAGAUUGCAUGUGUUCAAGCAACAAGUCAAUGGGCAGAAUUUCGAGACAAAUUAGCUAUGGAGAUGUUUGAGACUUUUCAAGGCCAACAAGGCUAUGAAAAUGAAUUUUGAUAUUUAUUUCUCUUUUUAUUGUAGCGGAAUUGUUUGAUCCAUAUUUUGAUUUUUCUAUGCUUUCUUUUCAUCUAUCUCCCAACAAUUUUUUUUUGGUUGUAGAAUUUUCAUAUUGUAAUUUUUGUAUUCAUCUUAAUUGUAGAGGUGACAUAUAUUUUGUAUU